Molecule: messenger RNA, 5847 nt
Organism: Loxodonta africana (African savanna elephant)
Lineage: Eukaryota; Metazoa; Chordata; Mammalia; Proboscidea; Elephantidae
Gene: NECTIN1
Product: nectin cell adhesion molecule 1
Exons: 6
Coding region: 431-1981 (516 amino acids)
Biological process (GO): protein localization to cell junction; heterophilic cell-cell adhesion; homophilic cell-cell adhesion
Cellular component (GO): adherens junction
Source: RefSeq, a predicted model, not a curated record
CCCGGGCUCGUCCCGCCGCCCCCCGAGGACGGCCGGCCAUGGACGCCUGCAAGUUGGAGCCGAGCGGCUGCGUUUGAGCGCGCCGGGCAGCCGGGCGCGCCGGGGGUGGGUCCCUUCUCCCAGGCCGGCUCUGCGUGGAAGAAAAGGGCGGGGACCAGCGUGGGGCGGAGAGCAGAGGAGGGGACCGGGGCAUGACUCCUGCAACUCGCGGCGGGCAUCUGCCGAGCCUCUGAGCCGGCGGAGGCCCGGGCCCGAUUGCGGCCGCGCGGAGCCCAGCCCAGCCCACCCGCCUCGGCCGACGGCUGCGGGCUGACCUGGAUCAUCCAAGCGAUCGCCCGCCGGCAGUGAUCCACCCUCGUCUUCCGGGCUGGUUUCUGGAGAGCCAGGAGCGCUCUCCCUGUCGCCCCUCUCGCUGGACCCCUGGACCCCGAUGGCUCGGAUGGGGCUUGCGGGCGCCGCUGGACGCUGGUGGGGACUCGCUCUCGGCUUGACCGCAUUCUUCCUCCCAAGUGCACACACCCAGGUGGUCCAGGUGAACGACUCCAUGUACGGCUUCAUUGGCACCGACGUGGUCCUGCACUGCAGCUUUGCCAACCCACUGCCCAGUGUGAAGAUCACCCAGGUCACAUGGCAGAAGGCCACUAAUGGCUCCAAGCAGAACGUGGCCAUCUACAAUCCAGCCUUGGGUAUCUCCGUGCUGCCUCCCUACCAAAAACGUGUGCAAUUCCUGCAGCCCUCUUUCACUGAUGGUACCAUCCGCCUCUCCCGCCUGGAGCUGGAGGACGAGGGUGUCUACAUCUGCGAGUUUGCCACCUUCCCGAAGGGCAAUCGUGAGAGCCAGCUCAAUCUCACUGUCAUGGCCAAACCCACCAACUGGAUCGAGGGCACCCAGGCAAUGCUUCGAGCCAAGAAGGGGCAAGAGCACAAGGUCCUGGUGGCCACCUGCACCUCGGCCAAUGGGAAGCCUCCCAGUGUGGUGACCUGGGAAACGCGGCUAAAGGGCGAGGCUGAGUACCAGGAGAUCCGGAACCCCAACGGCACAGUGACUGUCAUCAGCCGUUACCGCCUGGUGCCCAGCCGGGAAGCCCACCAGCAGUCGCUGGCCUGCAUUGUCAACUACCACAUGGACCGCUUCAGGGAGAGCCUCACCCUCAACGUGCAGUAUGAGCCUGAGGUGACCAUUGAGGGGUUUGAUGGGAACUGGUACCUGCAGCGGAUGGAUGUGAAGCUCACGUGCAGAGCAGAUGCCAACCCCCCAGCCACUGAGUACCACUGGACCACGCUGAAUGGUUCUCUCCCCAAGGGCGUGGAGGCCCAGAACAGAACCCUCUUCUUCAGGGGUCCCAUCAACUAUAGCCUGGCAGGGACCUACAUCUGCGAGGCCACCAACCCCAUUGGCACACGCUCGGGCCAGGUGGAGGUCAAUAUCACAGAAUUCCCCUACACCCCGUCUCCUCCCGAACACGGGCGGCGCACCGGGCCUGUGCCCACAGCCAUCAUCGGGGGCGUGGCGGGGAGCGUCCUGCUGGUGCUGAUUGUGGUCGGCGGGAUCGUGGUCGCCCUGCGCAGGCGCCGCCACACCUUCAAAGGCGACUACAGCACCAAGAAGCACGUGUACGGCAACGGCUACAGCAAGGCGGGCAUCCCCCAGCACCACCCACCCAUGGCCCAGAACCUGCAGUACCCGGAUGACUCGGAUGACGAGAAGAAGGUCGGCCCGCUGGGGGGCAGCAGCUACGAGGAGGAAGAGGAGGAGGAGGGCGGGGGUGGGGGCGAGCGCAAGGUGGGCGGCCCCCACCCGAAAUACGACGAGGAUGCCAAACGGCCCUACUACACAGUGGAUGAGGCAGAAGCCCGUCAGGACGGCUAUGGGGACCGGACUCUGGGCUACCAGUAUGACCCUGAGCAGCUGGACUUGGCUGAGAACAUGGUUUCUCAGAAUGACGGGUCUUUCAUUUCCAAGAAGGAGUGGUACGUGUAGCCCCCUCCCCAGAGCCUCUUGUCUGCACCCACUUCUCCCCAGCCCACACCCGCACGCCCCCUGCCCGCCCCCCACAGCCCACUCCUCGAGAGUUCAACAGACUCACCAAGCUGUCCAGAGCCAGCCCCAAACUCCUGGGGAGCAAGGGGAGGCCAGGGCAAACAGGACUUGGCUUUGUUUUUUAUUUCCUCCCCCUCCAGGCCCUUCCCCAUGGUGUUGUGUUCGCCUGUGGCUUUGGUGUUGCUGUACCUCUCCUUUACUGUCGCCACCCGCCUGCCCUCUGUGCAGGGAGCCCCGUUCUCCUCUUGUGUUCCUGGGCGUCCCUCCAGGGUUUGGGGAGCCAGCCCUCCCCGCCCCCCAACACUGGAAUUUGUUUGUGUUCUCUUCAUUGGGGGUGGAAGGCGAAAGGGGCUCCAGGAGGGAAACCCCCGCCCUGCCCCCAGAUGCUGCUCCUCCUUCCCCAGGGAGAGGGAACUGUGCCCCCACCACAUGCUGUCACAGACAAGGUUGGACCCCUUGUCUAGACAGCUAUUGUUCCCCAGAGGUGGGGGUGGGGGUGUGGCUUCUCCAAAGCACCCAGGGGAGUCUCCUUUGCUAAGUGAAUCAAGUUGAGGCCUCCACUCGGGUCUUUGGGCGGUGUGUUUGCUGGUGAGCUUGGGUUUACAUUUUUUUCCUCAUUGGCCUACAGAAAGUUCAGUUGAGCCAGCUCUGUUGUGUCCCUCAUUUUUCACUGCCCCCCCCCACCUGCCCCCAUACAUAGUGGGACUGCAGAGUGUGUUCUCCCUGCACUUCCUAUCUGCCUUCACCACACACACACAUACAGACAUGCACACCCCACUUGUGGCUGCCCUGCCCUCCCCUGAGGUCACAUGCCUUACCCAGGCUGACACUGGCCAAGGCUCAGCCUCUCUCACCACCUCUUCCCCCUUCCCAGCUGAGAAUGGGGGCAGCUGGUAGAAGCUUCUAGGGCAGCUGAGAUUAGGCCCCCUGGUGCCUCUGCUGUAGGAUCUCAGAUCUGGUCCAAAACUGCCUCUCACAGCACAAAAGUUUCUAGAAUUUCUCCCUUGUUUAUCAAGUGCUAAAACUCUUGAUUCUCCUGGGGAAGAGGGGAGUAAGGACUGGGACCCCAAAAGGCAAGGACCUCCAGGAGACGGAGAGGAAGAGGUGUCACAGAGAGGGGAGCCACAGGGGAGAACCUCUCUGGCAGCCUUCAGAGGCAGUCUGAUAGGCUCCGAUGAUAACAGACUAACGCCUCUCACACACAGGCCAAUGUAGAAGAUGUCAUGGGCUUACCAGAAGGUGCAAGGGCAGGGGAAGCCAGGGAUCCUGAGUCAGAACCUUCUACUCACCCACAGUCCAUUCUCUGCACAGAUGUCCCUGGUCCCCAUUCUGGGAUAAAGGGGAGGACCUUGGAGAAGCUCUCCCUUUUAAUGCAGACUCCCUUCCUUGGAUGGGAUAUUGGGUACCCUGUCAGUCACCCAUGACUCGGGCUUCCCAUCUGUACAAUGGAGGAAGGCUGCCUCCUAGCCCUCUCUGUACCCUCAGCUCAAAGUGCCUCCAUUCCUCCAUCUGCCCACCAGGUCCCCCCAGCACUCUAGACAGGCAUAUUAGUGGGGAAGACCCCUGGGAUGGGAGAGGCAGGCUCCAAGGACCCUCUCAUGCCUGUUACUAGGAUUCCAGUUAACUCAGCCCAGAGCAUCAAGAGCUCUGUGGGAUGGCAAGUGUUGGGGGAGAGGAAGGCAGAACACUUUGUGCCCCACGGGCACUGCCUUGCCCUACCAUAGGCUUCCCAAGGGAGCUGCCCAGCCUCCCACCCUACUCCUCCCUCCCUGGUGCUGCUAUUUGAACCCCAGCCAGCUCUAUCUCUGCCCUAGCAACUCUGGUCCCACCUGCUGGGCCACCCUUGCCCAGCUCCCAUUGCCCUAGCCCCAACCAGGCCGCCCAGUAGCCAAGUAGCAGAAGUCAGAAGCCAUGCCAGCCCCGGGGUGGCUCUCCCCUCUUGGCAUUGGGGGUACUGGUUGGGUUAGAGUUGGGGGAGAAAAUUCUGGAGUCUUUCUAGCCACAGGGCAGAGGGAAGUGGAGGAGCUGGAUCCAGAGAACCCCCUGGGCUGCUUCUCCCAACAGUAUUAGUGCCCCCUUCCUAGGGCAAAGGACCUUUUCCAUGUUACAUCACUGCUGCAUACCACCUCAUGUCACUUCUUCUGGUCCUUGUGCUUGGUCCCUUGCCUCCAGGCAGGAGGCAGUCUCAGGGGCCUGCCUGAUAGAGGCCCUCCAUAUCCCCUUGAAACCAAGAGACUGAAAGGACUUCUCCUUCUGUGUCUCCCCUUCCUUAUCCUGCACUGCCAUCCCUACUCCUAAUUAUAUGACGGACUUAGGAGGCCCCCGGGCCCAGCCAAAGCACUGAGUCCCCCUUAAGCACCUCCUCACCCACCCCUCAAGCAAAGCACAAAUUGCGGGGCCCACAUAGAAUAGGCUGUGCUGGUAGCUCCUGCCUCCCGAGGAGCCUAGCAGCAGCAUCCGCACCCCAGACAGCUGCUACCCUGGGCUGCAGGUGGGCACAGGGUAGGGUUGGCACUUGGGCCUAGAGAGAUGGGGUUUUUUGUGCCCCAAGUUCAUAGGAGGAUGGACACUGCUGCUGGGCCCACAGAUACAGCCAGAGGCCUACCGAGCGGCGAAGGGGAAGCCUGGCCUGGCAGAGAGAUGAGGACACAUGGCCUCUCCUCCAUGCCCACAGCACGAGCUGAGCUUCUGCCUCUGCUGGAAAUGAGGUGAACUUGGUACUAGUUGUGCCAAGGCCUCCUCAGUUGUUAUCCUGCCUCUUGUUGCCCUGCCUCUGCCCCUGCCCCUGCCCCUGCCCCCGCCCCUGCCCCUGCCCCUGCCCCUGCCCCCCUCGGCCCAUACCCCUGUUUCCUGACAAAUUUUGAUACUGUUGUAAAGUGUAACGGGACCAUCCGUGUCCCCUUUUUCCAGAAGGAUCUGGAAGUGGCAGCAUGAGUCCAUACUCACACACCAGCAGAGGCAGCCCCUCACAUGCACCUCUGCACACAGUGGGCACACACUGAGACAGACCCGGGCACAGUCACCCUGUACAAGCCCGGCACAUGCAGACGGAGCGCGGCCUGCGCAGACACACACGUACAUACAGAGGGACAGGCUUGAUCCUGCUGAAAGCCCUUGAGGAGAACCCUUGAUGCCCCAGUGCUCAGGCUGCUUCCCUGGGCCAUGCACCCCCUCUGCCAGCCACCCCCCAUGUACCCAAGUCACUUGUACAAUACUUCCUCUGCCAUCCUCAGAGCAGAGGAAUCGGGAAUUGUGUUAGGCAUAGGCGAGGACCACGUGAAUGUGGGCAGCUCGCCUGAGCUAACGGUGCAGGAGAGGGGCCCAAGACCUCCAGGGGUCCAGGCAAGAGAUUGUCAAAGCCUGACUGCCAACAGCAACCCCCUCCCAGACCCCCUACACCUAAGGGAGACCUGCUGUGGCCGCGUGCAGGCACACAACCACCCCGUGCCAGGGAUGCGUGCCAGGAAUGCAAGGGAAGCAGGCCUCUGCUGUGCCCACACUGAGGGCCCCUGGGCCUUGCUGCCACUGCCCUGAUCGAAAGGCCAGAGGAGGCCCUCCCGCACAGGUGCUGCUGCCUUUCUGACCCUGCUGUGAGGAAGGGGAUCCCUUUUUGUAUAAAUGGAAACAAAAUCAAGGAGAAGCUGCCAGUCCUCACCUCUGAGUGUGACCCUUUGCUUCAGCUUCUUCGUCAUGGUUUUGUCUUUGGUCCUGGGGCCUGCCCAGCAGAUUCUCCUGGUUCUGACCCAAGGGGUGUUUGCAUCGCCCCCUUUUACUUGUAUAAAAAAGAUUCUGGGUUAAAGAUGUAC